This is a messenger RNA of Aspergillus nidulans FGSC A4, 342 nucleotides long. RefSeq lists its product as uncharacterized. Lineage: Eukaryota; Fungi; Ascomycota; Eurotiomycetes; Eurotiales; Aspergillaceae. Bases 1 to 342 code for a protein of 113 amino acids. The record is from RefSeq and is a predicted model, not a curated record. The transcript is spliced from 3 exons.
AUGAUGUUUAUGCUUCUCAGCACCGGAGGCCGCGUCCCAGAGCCGGAUGGUCUCGUCCUCGGAGGCGGACGCCACUGUCUGCCCGUCAGCUACAACGAAGCGAUGACUAUCACCGAUAAUUAUCCAAUGGAGGGAGCUCGAUUGUACGGCUCGUCCCUUGAAUUCCUACUGGCGGACCGGUACGGCUCUGGCGAUCCCUCAUAUUCCUACUGGCGGAUAGGCACCGGUAAGGCGCCCGUCCGCGUUACGUGGGAAUUGAGGGAUUGGGGUCACGUGUCACAGGGCCAGGUCGUCGCCAGCUGGCUCGCCCGUGACAACAUGGGUCCCAGGACUCCUGCAUAA